Molecule: messenger RNA, 894 nt
Organism: Gracilinanus agilis (Agile Gracile Mouse Opossum)
Lineage: Eukaryota; Metazoa; Chordata; Mammalia; Didelphimorphia; Didelphidae
Gene: ASMT
Product: acetylserotonin O-methyltransferase
Exons: 7
Coding region: 1-894 (297 amino acids)
Biological process (GO): methylation; melatonin biosynthetic process
Molecular function (GO): acetylserotonin O-methyltransferase activity
Source: RefSeq, a predicted model, not a curated record
AUGAGUUUAGCAGAGGACCUUGACUAUAGCCUUUUCAAUGACUACAUAAACGGCUUCAUGGUAUCUAAGGUUAUGUUCACUGCCUGUGAAUUAGGAGUGUUCGACCUCUUGGAAUCUGAAGAGUUCCUCACCUUUGAUGUCAUUGCUGAACGCUUGGGCACCAGUUUCCGUGGAAUGGAGCAAUUACUUGAUGUCUGUGUGACUUUGAAGCUCCUAAAGGUGGAAAUGAAGGGAGGAAAAGCUUUAUAUCAAAAUGCAGAACUUGCCACCUUGUAUCUCACCAAGUCUGGCACUAAAUCCCAAUACAAUAUGUUACUUUACAUGUCCAAAACUACUUACUCAUGCUGGAAUCACUUAACUGAAGCAAUAAGGGAAGGAAAAAAUCAAUAUAUGAGGACAUUUGGUAUUCCAUCAGAUGAUCUCUUUGAAGCUAUCUACCGGUCAGAAGAAGAACUGGUAAAAUUCAUGCGUGGCUUACAUGAGAUUUGGAGUAUUAAUGGCAGAGAUGUGAUUACUGCAUUUGACCUUUCCCCUUUCACUCUCAUUUAUGAUCUUGGUGGGGAUUUUUUCAGAGAUCCUAUUCCUGAAGCUGAUCUGUAUAUUUUGGCUCGGAUCCUCCAUGACUGGGAAGAUAAUAAGUGUGUACAACUGCUAAGGAACAUCUACCAAGCCUGUAAACCAGGUUGUGGUGUUUUAGUGGUUGAAACCCUUUUGGCUGAAGAUAAGAGGGGACCUUUGACAAGUCAGCUCUAUUCUAUGAACAUGCUGGUACAGACUGAAGGAAAGGAGAGAACUCCAACAGAAUACCACAAGCUCUUCACUCAGGCUGGUUUCCAAGAUUUUCAAUUCAAGAAAACUGGAAAAAUCUAUGAUGCUAUUUUAGCUAGGAAAUAA